Messenger RNA from Sabethes cyaneus, 2178 nucleotides. RefSeq names its product porphobilinogen deaminase. The transcript is spliced from 3 exons. Gene Ontology annotation, molecular function: hydroxymethylbilane synthase activity. Gene Ontology annotation, cellular component: cytoplasm. The record is from RefSeq and is a predicted model, not a curated record. Gene Ontology annotation, biological process: heme biosynthetic process. NCBI's taxonomy places the organism in Eukaryota, Metazoa, Arthropoda, Insecta, Diptera, Culicidae. The coding region runs from base 455 to 2047 and encodes 530 amino acids.
CGCAUUCUUCAGUCGCAUGCUUUCCUCUGACGUUAUUGUAUCGUGUUGGAUAGUUUCUGUGUUAGCUAGUCAGAUCAACUACCUCAGUUCGCUCAGCUUAAAUCUUAGGAGAUACUGGUGUUACUCAUUUCAGUGUGUUAAUGAUUUGUGCCGUUAUUCUAUACGCCACAAUCUAUUCUAGACAGCAUAGAAAGGUGCCUCUGAUUGCAGCAUAGAUAACAUAUGUGAGAAAGAGCGAUUUCAUUCAUGUUUGCAUUUUAACUACUACACACACGAAGUAGAGCAGACACUUUUGUCACUACACAGUAUAGUAAAUAGUUGCAUGAACCAGUCACCACACCACCGAGUAAAUUGGGGUUUCCUUUCGGCAAUCGAUUGCAUACACCUUAGGUUAAAAGGUGAUACAAUUCUUAUCUAAUUGACGGUGAAGGGGACUGGCUAUUGACACAGAGCGAUGACUGGCAAAGAAACGGAGCAAAAGAUAAUUCGUGUCGGGUCGAGGAAGAGUGAGUUGGCUCUCAUUCAAACGAAACAUGUCAUUUCCUGCCUGCAAAGACUGAACCCAGACGUUCAAUUUGAAAUACAUACCAUGACAACUGUAGGCGAUCGGGUGCUUAAUAAGUCACUACCUAAAAUCGGGGAAAAAUCGUUGUUCACUAAGGACCUCGAGGAUGCUUUACGCACCGGAGGCGUAGAAUUUGUAGUGCACUCUUUGAAAGACCUCCCGACCGCAUUGCCAGUGGGGAUGGCUAUCGGUGCUGUGUUGGAACGAGAAGAUCCUCGGGAUGCUUUAGUCCUAAAUGAAAAGCAUCGCGGUAAAAUGCUGAACACGUUACCUCAGGGCUCGGUCAUCGGAACAUCGUCGUUGCGCCGAUCUGCUCAGCUUGCAAGAACAUAUACUCACCUGACGGUUUGUGACAUUCGUGGCAAUCUGAAUACUCGACUGGCCAAACUGGACGUAGAAAACUCCAAAUUUGCUGGUAUCAUUUUGGCUCAAGCAGGUCUCACGAGAAUGGGUUGGCACAAACGAAUUGAUCAAACAAUCGAACCAUCAGAAAUUCUGUACGCUGUUGGACAAGGUGCGCUGGCCGUCGAAUGUCGUUCCAAUGACGAAUACAUACUUGAAAUGCUCUCAAAGCUUUGUCAUCUGGAUACUAUGUGUAAAAUCUUAGCCGAACGCAGUUUUUUGAAAACGCUUGGAGGAGGAUGUAGUGCGCCGGUUGCGGUUUGUACAAAUCUAAAACGAAAACCGGACUCAGCGAUGCUAAACAUCACUGGUGCUGUGUGGAGCCUAGAUGGACGAACUGAACUGCGUGCUGAUGAAGGAUGUACUUUAAAGUUUAACGAUUCUAUUCAGUUGGAUGUCGACAACGGCAAUGUGCUUCCCGCUAAGAAGAGUCGCCUCGAAUUGGAUGUUGAGGAUAACGUUGUAAAUGAUUCCUUACCUCGACAUAGUCCGGAAAUCGUUGAUGAUAAUAAGCCUAGUUGUUCGAAGGCCGAUCAGAGGAUAGACUUAGCUAAAUAUAUCGAAGCCCAUGGCGAUAUGUUUAAGAAGCGUUCCUAUUCAUCUUCGGAAGAAGGUGCCGUCAAACCUAAUGCGACCGUUGAGCAAGGGCAAGGCGAUGCAAAAGAAUCCGUUUGUCCGAGCAGUUCGUUUCCGGUUGGUGUUGAUUUUAUGGGCGACUGCCCAUAUGUCAGCAUUGAACAAAAAGUGGACGAAACUGGCUUACAAUGUCCCAUCACUGGAAAGUUUCUGACGGAACAGAAGCCUGCGACAGAAACCGGUGCUGAAAAAUGUCCUUUCUUGGCACACCAGGCCAAGAUCCUAGACUACAACGAAAAUUUAGACAGAAAAAUUGUAGCGCCGAAGCUGCAGGACAGCAGCAGUUCGCUGUUUUGCGGGAUGGUUUGUCACAAGGACAUACCGACGGAGCUAUUUGUUUCAGCUGAAAGCCUAGGGAGGCGAUUGGCUCAGGAAUUAAUCUCUAAAGGAGCGUUAGAUGUAAUGAAAUGUGCUCAAAACGAGAUUCAUUCGAAGAUUGUUUAAUAUAAGUAUUGUUAUUUUGCGUUCCUUUUUUUCUUGUUGGUGGAUGAUACUUUUAUUGUUUACUAUCGUGCUAUUAUAAGCGGUGUUAGUGCAAAAUUUUCUAAGAAAAAAAUAUAGUUGGAUUUGUGGAA